CCACUACCAUAACAUAUAUGUCCUCUUCUUUCAAAAAUGAAUUAUGAAUAUAUGGCCGGCACUGCACUGCGCACGUCUGUAUAAAAGGCCUACGACUUUGCUUUCCUUCCUUCUUAUAUAUUCAACCAAAUUACCAAGAACGCCUAAGCUAAUUAUAUAUCCAUGGCAAUAAUCAGCUGGUUGUCAUCUUCCAUCUUCCUCUCAUUAUUCACCUUGUUUUGCCUUAGUAUUAGUAAUGCAACAUGGGGUGCUGAGGCUGCUCGCGAAUCAUGUCGUCCCAUCUCGUCUUUGAUCAACAAAGACCUUUUCCACACCAUGUUUCUGCACAAGGACGACGCCGCAUGCCCUGCCAAAGACUUCUACGCCUACAACUCUUUCAUCAAAGCCUCCAAAUCCUUCCCUGGAUUUGGCACCACCGGAAGCUUAACCACUCGCAAGCGCGAAAUUGCUGCCUUCCUUGCUCAGAUCUCUCACGAGACUUCAGGUGGGUGGGCUACUGCCCCUGAUGGACCCUAUGCAUGGGGUUUGUGCUUUAAAGAGGAAAUCAAUCCCCAGAGCGACUACUGUGACUCCACCAACAAGGAAUGGCCCUGCUAUCCGGGCAAAUCUUACAAAGGAAGAGGCCCUAUUCAACUAUCUUGGAACUUUAAUUAUGGCCCGGCCGGCAAGGCAUUGGGGUUUGAUGGGCUUAAGAAUCCAGAAAUAGUGGCAAACAAUUCCAUGAUCGCGUUGAAAACGGCUCUGUGGUUCUGGAUGACUGAGCAAAAGCCGAAGCCGUCUUGUCACGAUGUCAUGGUUGGACGAUAUAUUCCCACAGAAGCUGAUGUGGCAGCCAACCGGACAGCCGGAUUUGGGGUGGUGACUAACAUAAUCAACGGUGGCCUUGAGUGCGGCAUACCAAACGACGCACGAGUGAAUGAUCGGAUUGGUUAUUUCAAAAGAUAUGCUCAGCUGUUGAAUGUGGAUACUGGAUCUAACUUAGACUGUGCAAAUCAGAAGUCUUUUUAAUGUUAAAAAAACAGGAAUGCAGUAACAGGAAUGCAGUGCAAGUUGCAACAUGUCUUUGAUAUUUUUCUUACAAUAUUACAUGGAAUAAGAAUUAAUACAGAGCUUGACUUGAUGGAGUUUUCUGUUUUGUAUUUAAUUUCUGUCUGUGUGAUCCUUUUUUUAGAUUUGAUGAAUAGAAUAUGUUGUGAUCCUUCAAUCAUGGAGUAGUUGUUGGAAUAUAAUAAAAGGGAAAGGAUCAUUACCCGUGUGAUUCUUUGGCUCA
This is a messenger RNA of Prunus avium (sweet cherry), 1270 nucleotides long. RefSeq names its product chitinase 10-like. Gene Ontology annotation, biological process: chitin catabolic process; carbohydrate metabolic process; cell wall macromolecule catabolic process. Gene Ontology annotation, molecular function: chitinase activity. The record is from RefSeq and is a predicted model, not a curated record. Lineage: Eukaryota; Viridiplantae; Streptophyta; Magnoliopsida; Rosales; Rosaceae.